Molecule: messenger RNA, 2626 nt
Organism: Taeniopygia guttata (zebra finch)
Lineage: Eukaryota; Metazoa; Chordata; Aves; Passeriformes; Estrildidae
Source: RefSeq, a predicted model, not a curated record
GUAAAACUGCCCACACUACAAGCCCUUGUGGAAGAACAGCUCGCCAAAGGUCACAUUGCCAAGACCACCAGCCCUUGGAACUCUCCAGUCUUCAUACUACAAAAACCUGGAACGGACAGGUGAAGGCUGCGGGGGCGUGUUUUUUAUUCCUUCAGUGUCUGUUCAUACCUACCCCCCCCCAGCUCAUUCCUAACCCCCCUUCUCUCCAAGAUGUGAAUCUUCCCUUUCCCUGCCCCUUUCCCCAGAACAGUCCCUGUCUAUUUAGUGAGGCUCAACAUCCUAUUGGUUACUUUGUGUUACUCCACUCCCUUGUUUUCCCUGAUAGGUUUAUGAUAUGUUAGUUCUGCCCUAAACUCCCCUGCUAUUCCCCUAUUAGUUACUGUUCCUAUGCCCCUCCUCCUAAGUUCUUGUAUAAAACCCUUUGUCUGCCCCCCCCCCCAAAGUGUCUUGGGCCACGCUGAAUAAACCCAUCCUGUUCACCCCCAAGUCCCGUGUCGCCUCCAUCUGUCCCCGCGCCAACAACUGGGACUGCAGAGCUUCGCAGGAGGAUCGGCCGCCCCCCUCCUCUUCCCUCGCCGCCCAGCACGCCCGCGCUCGGGGUGUCGCGGUGAAAGGGUGCCAACCGCGACGCAACAGAUGGUAGCAGAGGAUGGUUCCCUCUUUCGUCUUGUAAAACAAACGGGCAAAUUCGUGGGGGCGCCCGCCUCACGGAAGAAGAAGGAGGGAAGAGGAACAUCUGCAGCUGUAGAAGCUCUGCCAGACGCUAAGAGGAGCCGAGCGCCAAGCAAAAAGAAAAUUCGGCUCCGGGACCUUCUUUGUUCUCGCCUCUGCGCUCUCUACCCCCGCCGAGGUCAGCCGUACUGCACUGGAGCAGACGUGCUGCAAGGGCGGGUAGACCUACUCUGGGACAAAGAGGGCGGUUUGGCAGCAGCUCAAGGGAGCCCGAAGAAUGGCACGUCAGGGGACGGCACCGGAACGAAACCACCAGAGGCCGAUAGUGGCCAAGCCCAAAGCUUCAGGGACGAGCCUUGGGUGCAGCCAAAAUCGGCUGAACCUUCUUGCAGGUCCCGGGAACACCCAAGCCUCUGGAAGGGCCAAACUGAGGAGGAACGUCCCCAGUUCGGCGACUUUUCCACCAAGUCGAGGAGAAGAAUCAAGUCAUCUCCACCCGGGCCCCAGAGGAAAGAAAGAUCAUCCUAUUUAGUUUAUACCCACGGUAAUAUGCCCACUCCAGAAAUAAAGAAUGAAAUUGGAUAAACCAGGUCGCCGCUUGCCGCCUUAACUCUGCUAUACGAAUUUCGUGAAGGCGAACAUUUCAAGUGCCGCGACAGCCCAAGUUUCAAAUCAAAUCAAGCUAUGAAUCCUGCUGAGUGUUUUACCCCAAAUUCAGAAUUUGUUUAUGACAAUUUUAUACGCUUAAAGUUAUUUUAUUGUAAUUGUAAUUAAUUUGUACUUUUCUGAUGUUUUUCAACUUAUUUCUGUUUAGUAAUUUGUAAUGUUACUAUAUGAUUUUGUUGUGUUUUGUAUAUGAAGUUUAUAUUAUUUAUAUGCGGUACUAAUUUGUUUAAACGUCAGAACUCUCCUUCCUUUUGUAAAAAGAAAGGGGGAGAUGCGGGGGCAUGUUUUUUAUUCCUUCAGUGUCUGUUCAUACCCCCACCCAGCUCAUUCCUAACCCCCCUUCUCUCCAAGAUGUGAAUCCUCCCUUUCCCUGCCCCUUUCCCCAGAACAGUCCCUGUCUAUUUAGUGAGGCUCAACAUCCUAUUGGUUACUUUGUGUUACUCCACUCCCUUGUUUUCCCUGAUAGGUUUAUGAUAUGUUAGUUCUGCCCUAAACUCCCCUGCUAUUCCCUUAUUAGUUACUGUUCCUAUACCCCUCCUCCUAAGUUCUUGUAUAAAACCCUUUGUCUGCCCCCCCCCCCAAAGUGUCUUGGGCCACGCUGAAUAAACCCAUCCUGUUCACCCCCAAGUCCCGUGUCGCCUCCAUCUGUCCCCGCGCCAACAACUGGGACUGCAGAGCUUCACAGGGGGAUCGGCCGCCCCCCUCCUCUUCCCCCGCCGCCCAGCACGCCCGCGCUCGGGGUGUCGCGGUGAAAAGGUGCCGACCGCGACGCAACAGAAGGCUCCUCUACGACCUUUGAAAAAUCAAUGAGGUCAUCGAGGACAUGGGCCCCCUCCAGCCUGGCCUGCCUUUACCAUCGAUGCUGCCUCGAGACUGGACACUUGCCAUCAUAGAUAUUAAAGACUGUUUCUUCAGCAUUCCGCUGCACCCCCAGGAUGCUCCACGGUUUGCUUUCUCCGUACCCUCUCUUAACAGAGGCUCCACUCAAAAGAUACCAUUGAAUGUAUCUUCCCCAAGGACUAAGUCUCGCCUACUAUAUGCCAGUGGUACAUUGCUCACAUCCUGUCUCCUGUUCGGAACCUAUUUCCUGAUGCAAUCAUCUACCACUAUAUGGAUGAUAUCUUGGUCUGUGCAUCAGAAAAAAAUUACUUAGAAAAAGCAGUUAAAGGGACAAUUUCCAACACCUCUGUACCCUAUAUCAACCCCCAUCUCUGCCCAGUUUGGCAGAAAAGCUGUCACUGUCCCCUUCACAGGAGCUGAAAUUAAAGGACACCACUGUGGAACCACA